Coniophora puteana RWD-64-598 SS2 is the source of this 1581-nucleotide messenger RNA. Its product is annotated as alpha beta-hydrolase. The record is from RefSeq and is a predicted model, not a curated record. Lineage: Eukaryota; Fungi; Basidiomycota; Agaricomycetes; Boletales; Coniophoraceae. The coding region runs from base 1 to 1581 and encodes 526 amino acids. The transcript is spliced from 6 exons.
AUGCUCAAGGGUCUAUCAGGCUUCUCGAGGUGGAAUAAUGACCCGUGGUCCUCGUUCGCGUCAGCAGGCUCGACGGCAGUACAGACGGCGCUGGGCACUGCGCAGGGCGUCGUCGACGUGUCGGGUGUCAACCGGUUCGCGGUCAGGUAUGCUUCCGCUGAUCGCUGGCAGCCCUCGACGAUCGCGGCCACGUGGGAACUUCCUAAUGGCUCGACGAACGCGUCGGCCGUGCCGCUGAUGUGCCCGCAGCCUUCUGCGGACUCGUCGACGUACAGUGAAGAUUGUUUGUCGAUGAUCUUGUACGUGCCAGCCACCCUCACAGCUUCGAGUGGAGCACCCACCUUCAUGUGGAUCCAUGGCGGUUCUUUUAUGGUGGGCUCUGCGACCGGCGCUGGUCUUGACGGUUCCGCCUUGGCAAAAGCUACCAACUCCAUCGUUGCAGUCAUUCAAUAUCGUCUGGGAGCUCUCGGCUUUGUCGCACCGAAUGGGCAGACGAAUCUUGGUCUCAAGGAUGCAGUCAAUGCGAUGCAGUUCUUGAACAAUGUCGUGCCCGCCUUUGGAGGCUCUGCGUCGAAGAUUACGAUCGCCGGGCAGAGCAGCGGUGCUAACAUGAUUCGCGCUUUGCUCGCUGUACCCUCAGCGGACUCCUUGUUUCAGUCUGCUAUCCUCCAGUCAGACCCUAUGGACUACGGUUUCCUGUCCACAUCGGACCAGUCACAAAUCCAGGACUACUUCGUCUCCCAGCUGAACUGCUCUGCCACGGACGCCUCAUGCCUGAACGGCCUCUCGGCAGACAGCAUCGUCAACGGCGCCGGCCUCAAAGUCUUCAGCGACGCCUACACCGUCGUCCCCGCCGCGAACCAAGCCGAGCCGAUGCGCGUCGUGUACGACAACUCGUUCGUCACCUCCACGCUCGACUCCAGCACGCCCUUCCCCAAAGUAUCGAAGCCGAUCGUGCUCUCGAAUGUGCUCGACGAGGCCGCGCUGACGAUCUACGGGUACUACACCUCCUCCGUGUCCGAGUCGGAAUACGAGCAGGCCGUGAACGGCACGUUCGGCACGCCGCGCACGCAGGUGCUGCUCUCGUCGCAGCUGUACGCGUCCGACGCGCAGGACAGCGCGGAGGACUACCGGCCGAUGCUCGAGACGCUCGGCACGGACUCGAUCUGGCGAUGUGCGACGUGGACGUUUGCGCGGAACUGGGUCGCGAAUGGGGGGACGGCGUAUGUGGGGAUGUAUACGCUCGGCGCGAGUUAUCCGGGCAAUAGCGCGGUGGGGUAUUGUACGGAGGAGGGGGUCGUGUGUCAUCAGGAUGAUAUCGAGAUUGUGUUUGGCACGGUCCCGAGCCCGAGCGCCGCACAGACGUCGCUUGUCAAUGAGAUGCAGGCGCGCUACGAGUCCUUUAUGGCGAACGGCAAUCCGAAUCCGUCUGGGUCGUCCUACACGAGCUGGCAGGCUGCGACCUCUUCGGACGUUAACGCGAUCAACUUGGGGUCCUCUGGCCUCACCGAUGUUGGCGCGUGUACAACCAGUUUCUGGGGCGCCUCCGUCCAGUAUGACUAUCAGGUCUACAGCAUUUGA